Esox lucius (northern pike) is the source of this 1679-nucleotide messenger RNA. Its product is annotated as cytosolic sulfotransferase 3-like. The transcript has 8 exons. Bases 180 to 1082 code for a protein of 300 amino acids. Gene Ontology annotation, biological process: sulfation. Lineage: Eukaryota; Metazoa; Chordata; Actinopteri; Esociformes; Esocidae. Gene Ontology annotation, cellular component: cytoplasm. The record is from RefSeq and is a predicted model, not a curated record. Gene Ontology annotation, molecular function: sulfotransferase activity.
GCAAAUUAAACAGAGAAAUAAAGUUCACACCAUGUAGAAAGAGUGAAUAUAUGAUAAAGAAAUAACUGGAAAGAAACAUACAUAUAGUGAAUAGAGACAAAGGGAGGGAGGUAGGAUCAAGAAGAGGAAAAGUUGAAUAGACAGAGACAAUACUGAGAAGAGUUGAUUAAGAGGAUACUAUGGAAUUCAACAUGGAAAAUACAGAACGUCCUACUCGACCACUGCUGUUUGACUUCCAUGGAGUCUCCAUGACCCACUAUUUUACUGAUAACUGGGAGAAAGUUCAGAACUUCCAGGCCAGGCCAGAUGAUAUCCUCAUUGCCACUUAUCCUAAAGCAGGUACCACAUGGAUCUCCUACAUCCUGGACCUUCUAUAUUUCGGUCAAUCAGCUCCAGAGCGCCAGACCUCACUGCCUAUCUAUCAGAGAGUGCCUUUCCUGGAAAGUGACUUCCAUGUUUUCCCUCCAGGAACAGAGGUAGCAGACAAGUUACCCACCUCUCCUCGCCUCAUCAAGACUCACCUCCCUGUCCAGUUGAUACCCAAGUCCUUCUGGGAGCAGAACUGCAAGGUGGUGUAUGUUGCCCGUAAUGCCAAGGACAAUGUAGUGUCUUAUUUCCACUUUGACCGCAUGACCAAGGUUGAACCAGAGCCAGGAGACUGGAACAACUUCUUACAGAGAUUCAUGGAUGGAAAGAUGGUGUUUGGACCCUGGUAUGACCAUGUGACCGGCUGGUGGGAGAAGAAACAGACUCACUCUAUAAUCCACUACAUGUUUUAUGAAGACAUGAUAGAGGAUAUGGGACGGGAGCUGGAUGGACUGUGCUCCUUCCUGGGUUUGUCUCCUUCAGUGGAGGAGAAGGAGAGAGUGAUAGAAGGAUCUCACUUUGACAACAUGAAGAAUAAUAGUAUGACCAACUACUCCAAUGUCCCAGGCAUGGACUUCAAGAUCUCUCGUUUCAUGAGAAAAGGAAAGGUUGGUGACUGGAAGAACCAUUUCACUGUUACCCAAAGUGAACAGUUUGAUGAACACUAUCAGAGGAAGAUGAACAACCCCAACUUACAGUUUCGUACAGUAGUCUAGAGGUUGUGGUCUGGGCAAUUACUUAUGGGCUGUCUUUUUUGUGUCCAGCCCUAAAUGUACCUAUUGUGUACUUAUUUAAACUCCACUGGUUCUGCACAAGGAAGACUCACACAUUUCACACAAGCAUUACAGAUUGAAGAUUUAGCAAGAAUAAGUAUCCAACCAAAUGUUGGUAAAUAUUACUGUUUGUGGUUUAUGUCGUUGUAUUUUCAGAAACAUCAAGUCCCUUUAAUGAAGCCAGUACACACAUCUUAUUUAACAGCUGUCUUCAUAUUCCAUAUGCCUGUGACAACAACAACCACACUACAGGUGGAUUUAUACUGGAUCUCCACCAAUACUGUCUUCACUUUUCCUGAGACAUAGGACUUCAUUGGAAAACCACAUUAAACAAGUAAAAUGAUCGGAUCUGUAAGACCUGCCUUUUGUGCCGCUGUGGAGCCACCUCCCCCACGGCACUCCGUCUCACGGGUGUACUAACCGCCAGUUCACCUGAUUGUACACCCUAUUUAGGUUGCCCUCGCUUUUCAUUGUGGGAUAUUGUUUGUUCAUUUGUAUGUGACGCCCGUAGUGAUGCUGAUUAAAAGCCUUUCUAACGGA